ACCACCCACACCGCCGACCAGGGUCUCGCUUCUUGAGAGUCUUGACUGCCACUGAGUUCCUUUGCUAUGCUUGCUUGACUCUCCCGUUGCUCCCCAAAAUCCACCAAACGUCCCGACACCCUCUUCCUCAACUUCGAGACGCAAGACGCAACAUCUCUCCUCCAACCGACUCAUCUUCAGACCAGCCUAUCCUGUCUCGUUUCCGUCUGUUGCCCUCCAGCGCCCGUGUUUCCGAACAUCUUUGCUGCUCCCAAAACACGCUCCAACACCGCUUCUUUGAUAGCAACCAAGAUCCCGGGACUCGUGCGACUCUGCACCCACCGCUCCGCCUCCCGAAAAGAAAGGAUCUCCAGACAACGCUUGGUCACACGCUUCAUUUUCACCCUUCGCGCUCGCUCUCUCUCGACGCUCACGCCUACAACUGCACCUGCACCUGCGCCUGCACCUAUUAUUACCACUUCGCCUGCCCACCGCAACAGGGGGGGAUCCCCAACUGUCCAAGACCCCGUCACUUUGCAAUCCUCGUGGUCUAGUUUCCGAUCUGAACCUGGAAACAAGGCACGAUAUCCUGCGUCCCACUAGCCUUGGACCUACAGGGACAACGGCAGUUCACGUCACUGCCGUCUUUUCUAGAAACAGUCAAGAACCGCCCCGUCCCCCCAUUGCUCCGUGACCACACCUCGAGUCUUCCGUCACUUCCGCUUCUGGACCGCUCACCGCGUCGCCCACGAAUUCCACCUUGAUGCGGCCUCAAAUGUGCCUGGAAUUACGAACGACUCGCCUUCAGUAGAACACGACGAGAGAUUGGGCGCCUCGCCGAGAGGCCUAAAGGAACCCUAGCCGAAAUGGCCUUCCCACGGGAGUCGAGCUUCAUGCCGGCCAUCAAAUGCUCGUCAUGUGGCCUGCAAGUCGAAAUCUCCAUGAUGGGCGAGCAUAUCUGCAGCGGCCCGGGUGCAGAGCCAUCACCACCCCCGCCUCGCUCAGACAGCAUAGGUUCAUACGGCCAACCGCCCCCUCUUGACAACAAGCACGGCCGAAUGGCACCUCCUACGCUGGAUACCAGUGCCGCAAACCUGCCAUAUUCGCGGCAAGACCAGCUCACCCCUAUAAGCACCUCGACGGGAUCAAUCAGCAUCUCACCCAAAACUCCCAACAGUCAGGCCCAUGGCCGCUCGGAUGACUACUUCCAACCUCAAAUAGCAAACGACUACAACUCGAACCAGCAAUCUCGACGCCCUGGGGGCUAUGGGGGAUUCGACGAUGGGGACGACUUCGGGUCGGAUCAGAUGUACCCGAACGAGCAGAGGAAACAAGCACCGAGCCUCCUUCAACGUAUGAACACCAUCGCCCCCGGACCUUUCGAGAUGGGCAAGCGACCCGGGGCGCGCGCGGCUGCAAAGAACGCAUUCGCCCCGACUAGGCAGGACUCGUUGACGCCCGAAGACAACAUGGCUGGCGACCGACCACUAACCUCAGCAUCGAACAACUCUUCCAUAUCUUCUGGGAGCAGCAACGCCGGCGGUAUCGCGCCUCCAAGACUGCCGAGGAAGAACGGCUAUGGAGGAUUCGGGCCGCCGGGAACGACGCCGGAUGAAAUAGAGCCCGAGGCCUUCGUCACCCGAGCGGGGACCUUCCCGCGCCGAAACGAGUCUGCUGAGCCACAUGUGCGGACGCCCUCAGCGCCCGGCACACGCUCGGACAGGUUGAGGGGGUCCCCGGGACCCGGCGAACACGAGAGGAAGCCGUCGAUGGGACCAGAUACCUCGAGGCCGCCGCCCCCGAGGAAGAGCUUGCUGCGUCCGACGACAGCUGGGAGGGACGGAGCGCCGCCAGUCGAUUUGGCCAACGAGUUUGGUGCUGCGAACCCGUACCACACGCCGUCGGCCUCGACGUCGUCUGGUGCCUCCUUGUUCAGUCAUGGCCGCCAGGCCAGCUCCCAGAGCAGCUCCCAAUCAAGCCCUGCGAACCCGCGCUCACGACGGAACCCCUCCGACGUGAACAACCUGGACAACUUGAUGAACGAUAUCGAGUCGUCGAUGGCCGCCAUGCACUCCCCCAAAGAUGAGAUGCCGCCGCCCCCUCCCCCGAAACCCGCGGCGCAGCCGCAACCCAGUCGGCGUGCGCCGCCUUCGGUGGAUCUUCGAAACGAUCCCGCGAUCCAGAGCAGUCGACCGCGGGCGAGGUCACCACUAGCGACGCCAGACUACGAUCCCCGCAACCCGAUGGAUCGCUACAACCAACAUGAGCGUCAGCCCAGUGAUGUGCGUAGUGUUUCAUCACCGCCCCGCAACCGCCCCUCGCGAGGAAACUGCAAGUCUUGCGGCGAAGCCAUCAAGGGUAAGAGCAUCUCUUCGGCCGAUGGCCGUCUGACCGGACGCUACCACAAGACCUGCUUCGUCUGCACGACCUGCCGCGAGCCCUUUUCAUCGGCCGAAUUUUACGUCCACAACGACAGGCCCUACUGCGAGCUUCACUACCACAAGCUCAAUGGCAGUCUGUGCGGUACGUGCGGACGCGGCAUCGAGGGCCAGUACUUGGAGGACGAGGAGCGCGUCAAGUACCACGUCGGUUGCUUCCGAUGCGGCGACUGCGGCAUGUCCUUGUCAAACGGGUACUUUGAGGUCAAGGGCAAGGCGUACUGCGAACGGGACGCCUGGCGCCGCAUGCAACCCGCCCCGCGGAUGGGCAACGGCGAGCAGCGAGGACGUUCGCCGGGUGGUCUCGCUCCCGGCGGCCCCGGGCAGGGUGGUCGCCGCCCGAGCAACGGCCAGUCCGGCAUGAGGCCGCCCAUGGGCCUCCCGCGUGGGCAGAGGAUGGCUCCCGGUGCCGGACUCGCUCCGCCGAUGCCUCGCAUGAACAAGCGCAUGACGAGACUCGGCAUGAUGUAAGCCACUGGGGCCCAUCGGAGCCUCUGAAGGCUGACGAACUCCACACAUUCUCUUCGUCGUAUAUGAAUGGCUACUUACAUUGCAUCUUAAUACCCUACGACACAUUUCACGACCACGACAUACCUGCACCAUCAUCUCGCCACAUACAUCCCUUUUCUUUUCUGUUGUCUAGAGUUUUAUAUACCCAGUCCUGAAUGGACUCUGUUGAUACCUGCAUAAGACGAUGCUUAAGGCUCGUCCUUGUUUUGAGCGUUGGUUGGAGGAAGGUUCCGACCGAGACGGUAUGGGCAUACUUGCAUUGGACUUGAUUCCAUGCAUGACAUGGCCAAGGGGGGGGCUUUGCAGGCAACAGGGUGCACAUGGGUGCUUUAGAAGUCGAUGCCAUCGACGGCGGAUUGUCGGGCCAUGAGACGGCAGUCCAUAGCAUAAGCCAAACAAGAAGAAAUACUUUGACGAAGUUCCCUUGUCUCCCAAGUGCGGAUGUAGUGAAACGUUGGCUCGCCGACUGCGAUAAUUCCACAGUGCCAUGCUCAACGCACGAGUUGGUUCAACGGUCUCGUCGUGAGGCUAAUGACUGUUACUCGAUGAGCGUGAAUGUCUCGGGUACUGGCUACGCUGGACGGCUCUCGGGUGAGUUCUCCCCCUACAUAGACGGUCGGAACGGGAAGAUGCACGACGACGUCGUACGGCCGAGCUGGAGACGCAAGGCGGUUUGCCGACCGGAGGACGGAGGAAGCUCGCAUGCGGGGAAUGGUGAGCGGACCGGUCACAGUGGAGGAUUUUGUCCGGGCGCGCGGCGACG
This is a messenger RNA of Colletotrichum destructivum, 3690 nucleotides long. Its product is annotated as Putative Zinc finger, LIM-type. NCBI's taxonomy places the organism in Eukaryota, Fungi, Ascomycota, Sordariomycetes, Glomerellales, Glomerellaceae. Gene Ontology annotation, cellular component: stress fiber; adherens junction; filamentous actin. The record is from RefSeq and is a predicted model, not a curated record. Gene Ontology annotation, biological process: muscle structure development; actin cytoskeleton organization. Gene Ontology annotation, molecular function: muscle alpha-actinin binding; actin binding. Bases 846 to 2888 code for a protein of 680 amino acids. The transcript has 3 exons.